CGACCGAGCGGGAAAGACGCUGGGAGGUGACAGGGAGGGGAGGACCGGGACCGGGCUCGGGACCAGUCAAUGGCCGCAGGUGCAAGAGCCGGACCUCGAGGAGCAGGCCUGUGGGGCGUCACAAAGGGCCGGGUCCCCGGCGUCCUGCGGUCCGGCCGGGCCUCAGCCAUGGCCGGGGUCCUCGGCCGCCUCCUGCUCUGGUUGGCACUGCUUGGAGGCCGGGCCCUUGGCUGCCUCCAAUGCCACACCACCUACGCCCAGCGGCUCCACGCCUGCCGGUUCUUUGUCAGCCACGAAGGACCCGAGCAGCUGCGAUGCCUGCAGCUCUUCUUGAAGGCCUUCCGCCCCUACCGAGACCUGAAGAUCCGUUACUCGGAGAGGGACAGUCUGAGGGACUUCUUUGCGGACAUGCUUUUCUCUCUGGAGGAGAAGGCCGUGGCCAACGAGUCCUUCAAGACAGCCAUCCCUGCGGCCGCCGAGCACCUGGAGGAGGCGAUCAGUAAACUGAAGAAAGCCCCAGCCUGUGUCCCUCCUUGCGGUUUCCAGGAGGAGGCCCGGCGCUUCCGCUGCGAUUCCUGUUCCUCCGUCGACUGCGACCUCCCGCUGGACUGCGAUAUCCAGGACGUGUCGGUCCUCGAGGGCGGGCGGACCUCCUUCAACUGCACCGUGUUCUUCUCCACCCCCGAGGAGCUGCGCUACGGAUGGAAAUUCGCCCCCAACGUCCGGACCCGGGACCUCUCCUAUUUUCGGGACCUGCCGGGGUCCCACGGAGCCUUUGCUCGGAUCCGUCCCACGCGGAUCUCGCACCGGGGCACGUUCGCCUGCUUCCUCCAGGGCCCGAACCGACGCCUCCUGGCUCGACUCUUCUUCUACGUCAACGUGACAAGCCGCGCUCUGCUCGGGGAGGCAGAGCUGCAGACCAUGUUCCGGCAGGUCCUGAACCGGGCCCACGUCGAGGGAGACCAGGCCGAACCCUGGCACCCGACCCUCCUGGAGCUGCUGGCCCGGCCGGGGGCGCUGACCACCACCAACCUCAAGUUGCUCAUGGCCGGGGCCGGCCUCCUAGCCAUGAGCCUCACCCUACUUGCCGGGUUGCUGUAUCGCUGGUACAUGGGGUGAAGCUGAGGUGUUCACCCACCGUCACUCUCUUCGACCUUCCCCACCCUGGAAAUAAAGAUGUUUGCGACCCCCA
Molecule: messenger RNA, 1192 nt
Organism: Ornithorhynchus anatinus (platypus)
Lineage: Eukaryota; Metazoa; Chordata; Mammalia; Monotremata; Ornithorhynchidae
Gene: SPACA6
Product: sperm acrosome associated 6
Exons: 10
Coding region: 70-1119 (349 amino acids)
Biological process (GO): fusion of sperm to egg plasma membrane involved in single fertilization
Source: RefSeq, a predicted model, not a curated record